Messenger RNA from Dichotomopilus funicola, 924 nucleotides. Its product is annotated as nicotinate-nucleotide pyrophosphorylase. The record is from RefSeq and is a predicted model, not a curated record. Gene Ontology annotation, cellular component: cytoplasm. Gene Ontology annotation, molecular function: nicotinate-nucleotide diphosphorylase (carboxylating) activity. The transcript is spliced from 2 exons. The coding region runs from base 1 to 924 and encodes 307 amino acids. Gene Ontology annotation, biological process: NAD+ biosynthetic process; quinolinate catabolic process. Lineage: Eukaryota; Fungi; Ascomycota; Sordariomycetes; Sordariales; Chaetomiaceae.
AUGAUUGAGCUUCCCCUGGAUCACGGCUCCCUCGAGCACCUCCUCCCGGUCUCUUGGAAAACCCAAAUCACCGCCUGGCUCGCCGAAGACACCCCCUCCUUCGACGUCGGUGGCUUCGUCGUCGGCGACGCCCAGCGCAGCGCAACCCUCUGGGGCAAAUCCUCCGGCAUCCUCGCCGGCGUCCCCUUUUUCAACGAGGUCUUCACCCAAUGCGGAUGCACCGUGGAAUGGCAUGCCCGCGAGGGUUCCCAUGUCGAGACGCACGGGGGUAAGACGGCGUUGGCGACGGUGAGGGGCCCUGCGCGCGGCCUGUUGGAAGGCGAGCGGGUGGCCCUCAACAUUCUGGCUCGCUGCUCUGGAAUUGCUAGCAAGAGCCGCCGAUUGCUGGUUAACCUGCGCACUGCUGGGUGGGAGGGUACUCUCGCCGGCACGCGGAAGACGACGCCGGGUUUCCGUCUUGUUGAGAAGUAUGGCAUGCUCAUCGGUGGCGCUGAUACCCACCGCAUGGACCUGAGUACCAUGACUAUGCUCAAGGAUAACCACGUGUGGAGCCGUGGGAGCAUUACCCAGGCCGUUAAGGCUGCCAAGGCCGCUGGUGGUUUUAGUCUGAAGGUCGAGGUUGAGGUUCAGAGCGAGGAGGAAGCGGAUGAAGCUAUUGCCGCUGGCGCCGAUGUUGUCAUGCUGGACAACUUCACUGGCGAGGGCGUCAAGGUUGCUUCACGCAGCCUCAAGCAGAGGUGGGCUGGGAAGAAGCAUUUCUUGGUUGAGGUUUCGGGCGGUUUGACUGAGGAGAAUGCCGAGGCCUAUGUUUGCAGCGACGUCGAUAUCCUCUCGACAAGCUCCAUCCACCAGGGCGUAAGCCACGUUGACUUUUCUCUCAAGAUCAACGUCGAAAAGGGGGAUGGCCCGCAGUUGUCUAGCUGA